Molecule: messenger RNA, 4366 nt
Organism: Carcharodon carcharias (great white shark)
Lineage: Eukaryota; Metazoa; Chordata; Chondrichthyes; Lamniformes; Lamnidae
Gene: wwc3
Product: WWC family member 3
Exons: 23
Coding region: 128-3643 (1171 amino acids)
Biological process (GO): negative regulation of organ growth; regulation of DNA-templated transcription; cell migration
Cellular component (GO): cytoplasm
Molecular function (GO): kinase binding; molecular adaptor activity
Source: RefSeq, a predicted model, not a curated record
GCAACAUGGAGGAGCAGAGGUAGAGAGACCGAGCCAUGAGAGUGGAGCCGGCCGCUUUGGGAGCCAUCAGUCCAGGGUUCGGUGCCGCUCUUGCGGGGGAAUGCGUUAGGGGGCUGAGGGGGGAGCGAUGCCGAGGAGGAGGUCGAGCGGGGAGCUGCCGCUGCCCAACGGCUGGGAGGAAGCCCGAGAUUUCGACGGCAGGAUCUUCUACAUCGAUCACAACACCCGGCAGACGAGCUGGAUCGACCCGCGGGACAGACUGACCAAACCACUGACGUUUGCAGACUGUGUUGGUGAUGAGCUGCCACUGGGCUGGGAAAUAGUUUAUGAUCCACAGGCUGGCAUCUACUAUAUCGACCACAUCAACCAGGUCACCCAGAUUGAAGACCCCAGGGCGCAAUGGCGACGGGAACAGGAGCGUAUGCUGAAAGAGUAUUUGGUGGUGGCCCAGGAGGCUCUUAAUGCCAAGAAAGAGAUCUACCAGGUGAAAAAGCAACGUUUGGCACUUGCCCAGGAGGAAUAUCAGCAGCUGCAUGACCUGUGCGAGAAUGACAGCAUCUCUUACGUCAGUUCGUAUUCGGGUUCAUCCUCCAAUACAAAGUACAAUCCUGACCAGAUUAAAGCUGAAAUAGCAAGCCGAAGAGAGGGGGUUUCCAGAUUGAAAAGGGAGUUGGCACAAAUGAAAGAGGAGUUGCAGUACAAGGAAAAAGGCGUAGAGACGCUACAAGAGAUUGACCGUAAAAUGUCCGACAGUCAAACCAACUACAAACUGGAUGAAGCACAGGAAAUAAUGAAUGAGCUGAGAACCAUCAAGAAGUCAAUUACUUUAGGAGAGAAAGAAAGGCAGGACCUUAUUCAGAGCCUUGCUAGACUAACAGAUGAAUUCAGGAAUAGCUGUUGCAUUGAGAACUCCCUGCAGGACCUCCAGACGAAUGCACGCUUGGCCUCUGAGUGUUUAUCGCAGCAGUUCUGUGAAGCAGGGUCACAGACUGACAUCAUCGGAGAGUUUUCAUGUGGCGGAAGGUCCAAACUGGCAGACAGAGUUCGACUUAGUUGGCAGUAUGAAGAAGCUAAGAAGAGGGUUUCCAGCAUCCAACUACAGCUAGCUCAGUUGGACAAUGAGACAUGGCCGGGAAGGGCCGAGGUUGAUUGGGACCGUCUCCAACUGAUCAGAGAGAAGGAGGCACUGCUCCAGGAGCUGCAGCUCAUCAGCCAACAGAAGCGUUUGCCCGAGGAAAUGGCCCGACUUGAGGCAGAACGCCUGCGUCUGGAGGACGAUAUCCAGCAUGCGCAAUCCAUUCCGUGUCAGGAAUUUGCUGAAAGAAUGAUGUUGCAGGAGAAGAGAAACUGUCUAUUAAGACAGCUAGAAGAAGCUACACGUCUAACUACAUAUUUGCACUCUCAGCUGAAGAGCUUAACCGCUAGUUCACUCACCGUGUCAUAUGGCAGUAGCAGAGGCUCACUUGCAUCUAGCUGUGGAUCAUUGGCUUCCAGUAGAGGUUCUUUAAGCUCGGUCAGUUUUACUGAUAUAUAUGGGCUUCCACAAUAUGAGACAGACACAUCGAUUGAUUUGGGGUGCUAUCUGCAGUUUGAUCUUCUUCCGUUUGAUACGAUAGCCAAGGACCCUUCGUUUGUCGACCAUUUAGGACUGUCUAACUUGAGCAAGCCGCGGAGAUCUUUGGAUCCUCCUCAGUCCUUGGCGUCGCUCUCCUCCAGAUCUUCACUCUCGUCCCUCUCCCCACCAAGCUCCCCGCUCGACACGCCGUACCUCUCUGCUUCUCGCGACUCUCCGCUGGCCCAGAUGAACGAGGAAUUUGAGGAGCUGGUAGGGAGGUCGGAGUCAGAAGCCAUCCGAAUACAGGCUCAGGCUGUUUGCCAAGAUUUGCAGGAGGCUGCAUGCUCCCAACUUAUUGGAGCUUCACUCGGAGAUAUCAAGUUAACCCAAGAUGUGGAUCCCAGAGUGAGGCCAGCUGUACAGGGUGUAGGAGUGGUAACCCUGCGUACUGACAGUGCCACUAAAGCAAGCCGAAGAGUAAGAAGAGUCUCCACAGGUUUCUCAGAUGAUUCUCUCGCUACAGACAGUGGAGUCUUUGAAGCAUUAAAUAAAAGGCCGGAGGAUGCAGAUGAGAAUCUGUACGAUAACAGUUCCAUCACAUUCGACCCACCGCAAAUUAAAAUGGGACUUAUGUACGAUCAUCGGGAUGAAUGCUUGAUCGUCCACAUACUUCAGUUACGGAACCUUGCUGCCCUACAGGUGAAAGAUGGGAACAAAGUGUAUAUAAGGAUCUCUCUGCUUCCACUUGACCCCAGCACAACAUUUACUUUCUGCUCCAAGACUUUAGAAGUUCAGGCACUUAUAACAUUCAGUGAAUCGUUUCAAGUUCCGGUUCCGGCCAGCAUGUUGAGGUUAAAGACUCUGCAGCUGGAUAUAUGUUCCAUUGACCAGCAAAUACAGGAAGAGUUAUUGGGAGUUGUUCAGAUCAGCCUGGCUGACUUUGAAAGACCAAGUGAAAUGUUGCUUCAGUGGUAUCAACUGCUAACCUUCAGUAGUAUGGGGACAAUACCUGAGUGGAACAGCAGCCAAUUCAGCAGCACUGGAGUUGUUAGAAAGCUGACGGACAGUGAAAUGAAGGAUGCGGUGUCCAUGCUUUUAGCAAGGACUACAGCUCAGCUGGAGGCAGUGGAGAAACAGUUAGCAGAGGAGAGAGUGAAGUUGGAAUGUACGGAGGAAGAAAUCCAGGAGGAAAUGAAGGAAGAGAAAACCGAAGCAGUGUCAGAAAGGAGCUGGCAGGCAGAGUCUGUGGACAGUGGCUGCAGCAAUAGCGCCCAGCUUAGCCCACAGUACCCAGUGGUGGAACAGCUAAGCGGUGUGGAUGGAAAUGGGAGCCAGCUGCAUGAGUUUGCAGAGCAGAUGAGCCAGUUUGCCUCUAUCAGGAUGAGAGUCCCACGAAUGAAGGUUGACAAAGAGACCAACACUGAAGAGCCUUUUCCUGAAGAGGUUAUGAUUCGACCGAAAGAGAGGAGCAGUCGCCGGUCACGUGGGUCUCCGUUUGUUCGUAGUAGCACCAUUGUCCGCUCUCAGACAUUUUCCCCAGGAGCACGGAGUCAGUAUGUCUGCAGGCUAUACCGAAGUGACAGUGACAGUUCAACACUUCCGAAAAGAUCCCCGUUUAUCCGAAAUGCAUUGGAGAGACGUACUCUACGUUACAAACAGCAGCCAUCUUUCAAAACGCCACUGGUUGAACAUCCAACGCGAACAUCCCUGGACUUGGAGCUGGAUCUCCAGGCAUCCAGGACUAGGCAGCGUCGAUUGAACGAGGAGUUGAAUGCACUACGAGAGCUGAAACAACGGCUAGAGGAGAGCAGGAUUCGGGGACAGGCCGACUUGCCUCAGUGGAUUUUAAGAGAUGAGCGAUUCCGCAAUCUGUUGAAAGAAGCAGAGAGACAGGCAAAGCAGACAAAGUCGGAACACCGCCAAGAGCAAGCAGCUGAGAAAAUGUUGAGGAAAGCAGCCAAGGAAGUGUAUCAACUGCGAGGGCAAAGCCAAAAGGAACCUUUGCAGGUUCAGUCCUUCAGAGAGAAAAUGGCAUUUUUCACCCGAGCACGAAUCAACAUACCUCCUCUGCCAGCGGACGAUGUAUGACACUUUACUAUAUUUUAAAUAUGAAGUAUUUAUCAGUCUCAAUUUUAUUCAUGUGAAGUUACUAGAAAAAACAGUAAGUGAUUUUAUUAAACACUUUUGCAAGGAUUAUUCCUAUACAUCUUUUUGUAAAAAGAAAAAAGAAAAAAAAAAGCCUAUAUACUUAUAUAUUAUAAAUAUAUAUAUAUAUAUCUUUAUAUAUAUAUAUAAUAUUAUAAUUCUAGAAUUGCAGCAAGGCGUGGUUCAUCCUUGUUGUGAAUUUAACAUCUCUGAAGGAAUGGUAUAAUAAAAAAGAUCAAACUAAGCUGUUGUAUAUCUGUUCAGUUUCUGUGUACUCUGAUGUACAUAGGCUUAAAAGGCUGGAAGAUGGAAACAAGGCCAGCUUAAUCAUAUCCACUGUAAUAUAGGUUUCUUAUUUAAAAAAAAUAUUUUCCUUGAAGGAAAAGUCUCAGUUUUAGGUGUAUUUUAAGACUAUAAAGUUCUGCAGUAUUUUGGGUGCACUGGAAUGAAAUCUUAAGCUGGCUUUGUUUCUGUUACCUGAUGUGAAAAUACUAUGCGCUGAAUUAUUAAUGUUACCUUAAUAUGUUUCAAGCUGCACACAUAACUUUAGUGUUCUAUAAUACUCUGUGCCUUUACACUAUAUUGUAACAUUGUAUUCUUUAUCACAACUGUGUAUUGUAUAAAAAAAUUUCGUAGUAACAUCUUUCAAUAUUUUUACUAUUAAAA